GCGCGCAGUCAAGGUUGCCCAAUUCUCGGGACUUUAGGUCUCCAUUUGUGUUCCCACUGGAGGGGACACGGAUUGGCCGGCAGGGCCGUAUCACUUCCUAUCUACACUCGGGAUACGCUAGCAGGGAGGGCAGCUCCGGAUGCGGCGCGUUCCUCCCUACGCUCCUUCUGGAGUUCCCCCGCGGCGCUGGGUGGCAGGCCCUACUAGGGAGUGUCACUCGCCGGGAGGUCUUUGUCCUGAGGGCGUGGAGGAGGAGAAAUUCCCCGGGGCGGGGGAGAUGCGCACUUCCCGCCCUGGGCGCUUUAUCCGCGCUCGGCGCCACCCCAGGUUCUUUCGCUUGGCGACGCGAACAUGUGCGGGCUGGUGAGCGAGAGCGCGCUGCGCCGCGUGCGCCGCGCACAACUGGGGCGGACUUCCUCCAACGCCUGGAGCUCACCCUUGGUACCUUCGAGCGCCUCGGGCGUCGGAGCGCCCCGACUUUUGCCGCGGGGCUUUGAGCACCCAACCCCCCAGGAUCGCCAGGAAGGGAGCAGCAAUGGGAACCCACGUCUCCCUCACCUCUCCUCGGCCGGGCAGCACCUCUACAGCCCCGCGCCGCCUCUCUCCCAUGCCGGAGUCCCCGAGUACCAGCCACCGCCCUACUUUCCACCUCCCUACCAGCAGCUGGCUUACUCGCCAUCGGCAGACCCGUAUUCACAUCUGGGCGAAGCGUAUGCGGCUGCCAUCAACCCGCUCCACCAGCCGGCGCCCACUGGCAGUCAGCCGCAGGCCUGGCCCGGCCGCCAGAGCCAGGAGGGGGCUGGCUUGCCCACGCACCACGGGCGCCCAGCCGGCCUGCUACCCCACAUCUCCGGGCUGGACGGUGGCGCUAUGGGCGUCCGCAGGGAUGGCUACCGCCGCUCCGACCUGCUGCUCCCCCAUGCGCACCCCCUGGACGCCUCGGGCCUGGCGGAGAACCUGGGCCUGCACGACGUGGGCCAGCAGAUGGAGGAGGUGCAGAUUGUGGACGAGCAGCAUCUGCUCCUGCAUGAUCAGACUGUUAUUCGCAAAGGCCCCAUCUCCAUGAGCAAGAACCCCCUGGGUCUCCCCUGUCAGAAGGAGCUGGUGGGGGCUGUGAUGAACCCCGGCGAGGUCUUCUGCUCCGUGCCUGGAAGGCUGUCGCUGCUGAGCUCCACUUCGAAAUACAAAGUGACCGUGGCUGAAGUCCAGAGGCGGCUGUCCCCGCCUGAGUGCUUGAACGCCUCCUUGCUGGGAGGUGUCCUCAGAAGGGCCAAAUCUAAGAAUGGAGGCCGGUCCUUGCGGGAGAAGCUGGACAAGAUCGGGCUGAACCUCCCAGCCGGGAGACGGAAGGCUGCGCAUGUCACCCUGCUGACAUCCUUGGUAGAAGGGGAGGCCGUCCACUUGGCCCGUGACUUCGCGUACGUGUGUGAGGCAGAGUUCCCCAGCAAGCCGGUGGCCGAGUACCUGGUCAGACCGCACCUGGGGGGACGGAACGAGAUGAUGGCGAGGAAGAACAUGCUGCUGGCCGCGCAACAAGUGUGCAAAGAAUUCACCGACCUCCUCAACCAAGACCGCACCCCCAACGGCAACAACCGCCCCGCCCCAGUCUUGGAGGCCAACAUCCAGAACUGCCUGUCCCACUUCAGCCUGAUCACCCACGGGUUCGGCAGCCAGGCCAUCUGCGCCGCCGUGUCUGCCGUGCAGAACUACAUCAAGGAGGCCCUGCUCGUCCUGGACAAGUCCUACAUGAGCCCCGGGGACCAGAGCCCCGCCGACCCCGGCAAGGCCCUGGAGAAAAUGGAGAAGCACCGGAAAUGAAGUGGGUGGGGACCGGGCAUUGAAGAGCCUGAGGGGGUGGGGUUCUCGAGAACCACUCUGGACCAGCACAGAUGGGGUACGGGGCGGGGUGGGGGGGACUCCUCUUGCCUGGGGGACAAGUUGAGCUUGUUACCCUUGUUCCCAUUAAAAAGGCCUCUCUCUGGAUCUCCAGAUCUUGGCCUGACCAUGACCUCUUGGAGUCCUUAGUAUUUCUCCAGCGCGGAAGCGCUGGAUACCUUAUUGGAAGGUGACAAGUACUGGUUCUUCACUCAUUAAGCUUAUAUGUUUUAUUGUUUUGAACCCCAUUCUUCCCAUCUCUGAAGUGGUGCUACAGCGUUUUCAAACCUUUUCAGUCCACCCCCUGGGCGAACCAGAAACCCACACGCUUAAGCUGUUGAAAUGUCAAAUCUGGCGGGACUCAAACCCAUACAAACUUGUUGCGGUGUGUCGAGGUCAUUGCUGGCUUUUGUGCCCACUAAAUAUUUAUCUUUUUUUAAAAAAAAAAGUAUUUAUCUAGUGUUUUGGGGUAUCAGAUCCUACACACACGGUAGGAGGCAGAUUCUACCCGCUUAGCAACUAAAUGAAUAGGUGGUAUCAUAACACAUAAAGUCCUCGCUCAGAGGGGCCUUCGGGUUUUAUACACCUUGUA
Messenger RNA from Phyllostomus discolor (pale spear-nosed bat), 2467 nucleotides. RefSeq names its product transcription factor AP-2 gamma (gene TFAP2C). The transcript is spliced from 7 exons. The record is from RefSeq and is a predicted model, not a curated record. Gene Ontology annotation, biological process: regulation of cell population proliferation; regulation of transcription by RNA polymerase II; anatomical structure development. NCBI's taxonomy places the organism in Eukaryota, Metazoa, Chordata, Mammalia, Chiroptera, Phyllostomidae. Gene Ontology annotation, cellular component: nucleus. Gene Ontology annotation, molecular function: DNA-binding transcription factor activity, RNA polymerase II-specific; RNA polymerase II transcription regulatory region sequence-specific DNA binding. The coding region runs from base 352 to 1818 and encodes 488 amino acids.